AUGGGGCUGUCCAGAAUGCUCUCCCGAGUGGCCCAGGGCCUUCGUAGCGGCCUCAAGGGUCGCGUUGCAGCUCCAGUGACGGGCGCCUUCCGCAACAGCUUUACCGUGGUCGAGGAGGCCACCCCGCGGCUGAACCGCUGCGAGCUCUACGUGCCGGGGACACAAGCCAAGAUCAUCCCCAAGGCUGCCAAGUCAAAGGCGGAUGUCGUGGUCAUGGACUUGGAGGACUCCGUGGCGGCUGGUGAGAAGGAGACAGCCCGCAAGAACGUGAUCCACGCCCUGAAGGAGGUGGACUUUGGCAACAAGACGGUGGCAGUCCGUAUCAACGGGCUCUACAGCCAUCACAUGUACAAGGAUGUGGUCGAAAUCAUUGAGCAGGCUGGUGAGCGGUGCGACGUGUUUAUCGUGCCCAUGGUUGGCACUGACAAGGACGUUUACAUGGCUGAUGCCCUGGUGAGCCAAGUCGAGACUGCGGUCGGCCGCAAGAAGAAGCUCGGCUUCGGGCUUAUCAUCGAGGCGACCAUGGGCAUGAUGAACAUCCAUGCCAUCGCUGGCGCCUCGAAGCGCAACGAGUCGCUUCACUUCGGCGUCGCGGAUUACGCUGCCUCCACCAAGAGCAGAACCACAAACAUUGGCGGCCCCAACCGCUACUACGGCGUGCUCACGGACCAGGACGGUGACAAGCCCCGCGACUUCUUCUGGGGUGACCCCUGGCACUACGCCAUGUCUCGCAUUGUGGUGGCCGCGCGGGCGAAUGGCCUCCGGCCCGUGGAUGGUCCCUUCGGUGACAUCGCAGACCCUGAUGGCUACAAAGCGCAGUGCUUCCGGGGUGCAGCCCUGGGCAUGGAAGGGAAGUGGGCAAUCCACCCCAGCCAGGUGGCCAUUGCCAACGAAGUCUUCAGCCCUGGUGAGGCUGAGGUCGCCCAAGCCAAGCGCGUGCUAGAAGCCAUGGAGACGGCGCAACGCGAGGGCUUGGGAGCGGUCUCCUUGGACGGCAAGCUGGUGGACAUCGCCUCCAUCAAGCAGGCGGAUGCCAUCGUCAAGAAGGCUGAGGCCAUUGCCGCCAUGUGA
This is a messenger RNA of Effrenium voratum, 1071 nucleotides long. NCBI's taxonomy places the organism in Eukaryota, Dinophyceae, Suessiales, Symbiodiniaceae. The record is from the annotation of a GenBank genome assembly.